CGUUGCGCAGUCCUGACUCAAUUGACAACUCAACCAUCACAACGGUAACAGCAAGAAGCCGCACCCUGGGUUCAUAACUACUUCCCAGCUUUUCACGCCGACCGCCGGUUUGGAUCCGUGAUAUGUCUCCUCUGAGUCGUACUCGAGGCCUGUAGCCCCUCCACAGGGAAUCCGCUGGCAAUAUGCAUAUGGGACACUACCAGGAAUUUCUGGAGCAUUGCUGCCCAAGCUGCCGCUACUCCUCCGAGAGCGCCGGAUCAACAUGGGCUGGCGGGACUCGGGAGAUGUUCGCUUGCAUACUAGCUGGUAGGCAUUGGUUCCUGGCGGCUCUUCUUUUUCUUACCCCUUUCCCGUCUACCCGCUGGGUUCCAUAGCGGCUUGAAAACCCUGCAGGAGACGUGCUCGUGGGCAGUACUGGCAAAAGUAUAAGAUGGAUCUUCGGUCCGGCACCCAGUGGACGCAGUAUUUUAGAGUCCGUAGUUCUGGAAAUUGUCCCAGUCCCGGAGCUCGGCCGGCAGAAAGCAGUCUCUUUCAAAAGGCCAGAAAUCUAGACAAACCCGGCGCCGCCAGAAGACGUAAUUCUGAACUUGCGCUUGUCGUCCUCCUUUAUCCCGACGUCUCAUUACAGGGCACACCCUCUUUCUCCAAGGGCUCCCCCGAGCUGCGGCCACCCACCAGUCAACUUGGUUGCCCGCGAUUUCUUGCUGCACGCCUCUCUGCGCGCAGGCAAAUAAUUUCCUUGCCCAAGAACGACCAGCGCAACGGCGCACAUCAUCCACCUGUAGCUGCCCCGUCAUCCCCGCGCAAUCCUUCCAACCGCUCGAGUCUGCUCAGAUUUCCCCCCGGGCAAUAUCGGGAAUCAGCCUGGGCUGCACGCAACCCGGCAUCUAGACUUUUACACGAUAUUAUCAUGACAACCAACCGAAGCCCUAUAUCUUCUCCUCGCUGGAGGUUCAUUCUUUGGGUGCUUACGCCUUGAAACUGCCGUGGUCAAUUUCAGACCUGGCACUUGAUUCUUUUUUUCUGUCUUCUCCCCCGACUUUUACCCCACACCACACACCACACAA
Canariomyces notabilis is the source of this 1067-nucleotide messenger RNA. RefSeq lists its product as uncharacterized. NCBI's taxonomy places the organism in Eukaryota, Fungi, Ascomycota, Sordariomycetes, Sordariales, Chaetomiaceae. The transcript has a single exon. The coding region runs from base 431 to 979 and encodes 182 amino acids. The record is from RefSeq and is a predicted model, not a curated record.